Phanerochaete carnosa HHB-10118-sp is the source of this 492-nucleotide messenger RNA. RefSeq lists its product as uncharacterized. Lineage: Eukaryota; Fungi; Basidiomycota; Agaricomycetes; Polyporales; Phanerochaetaceae. The annotation marks the transcript as partial. The transcript has a single exon. The record is from RefSeq and is a predicted model, not a curated record.
CACCGUAUCCGCGAUGAACCGCUGGAGCCCGGGACGUGGGUUCUCGUUCACGAGACCUGGUUGGACAAUCAACACGGUAACAAGGGGGCUUUGCGCUGGGCCGGUCCAUAUGUGAUCGUACAGCGUCAUCCCUCUGGCUCCUAUUCACUGCGCGAACUUGAUGGUACCCUGCUGAAAGAAUCUGUCUCAGGCUCCCGGCUCAAACUCUUCUACUUCCGUGAUCAUGACCAGUCGAUGACCGCCGCCGCUGCCGCGGACGUCAGCGUUGUAGCGGCACCCGACACCAGCGCCCGAGUCCGGUUCUGCGGUACACAAAUCGACGGUCGUACGUUGAACGAGAGCCUCAAAAGCAACGACGACGGCGGCUUCGACGUCACCUGGGUUCUGGAGGACCAUGUAGUGGACAAGGCCUGUACCCGCGAGCGUCACCGAACGAACAUCGACGAAAUUCUGCGCGCGCAGUCGGCAGUUUUGCCCUGGCCCACGCGCUGA